UCCUACCCAAGACAGUCUGUUAUCUAUUACUUCUGGAAAGCUAGAUUUGUGUAGGGCAGACAGCUGUUAUGCUUUAAUUUAUACAAGCCCUUAGAACCCUUCCUUACACUCAAGUAUGCGUGUUCAAGGAAUUCUUUUCCUUUUUGGACUUGGAGGUGCUUGUAUAGCAACCUUUACAGAUACAUGCUCCAGUUUAAGGCUUGAGGAUCAUGUGCUAUUUGCGAAGUGCCAGAGAUCAGACCACAGUUACCGCUUUGCACCCUUAAAUUUGAAUUCAUGCUUGGGUUACCAAAAUGGCACGAUUCAAAAAGGGUAAGAAUGAUACUGCAUCAUUGUGGUCUAUACUUAAUGUUUGCAGGAAAGAUGCGAUACGAAACUUGGGCUGUAGUUUCUGUUUACUUAAUGGAGCCCGGCUUCAGUGUAUGUGCUACAAAGGCAGAGGAGUUAUUGC
Molecule: messenger RNA, 451 nt
Organism: Aspergillus alliaceus
Lineage: Eukaryota; Fungi; Ascomycota; Eurotiomycetes; Eurotiales; Aspergillaceae
Exons: 1
Coding region: 116-316 (66 amino acids)
Source: RefSeq, a predicted model, not a curated record